GUGCUGAUGCUGGUGUAAACAAACCUACUGCACUGCCAGUUGUAUAUAAGUGUAGCACAUAUAAUUAUGUAUAGUACGUAAUGCUUGAUAAUGACAACAAAUGUCUAUGUUACCGGUUUGUGGAUUUACUAUACUUUUAAUCACCAUUUUAGUGUGUACUGCUUCUACUUACUGUUUUUUAAAAGGUCACUGUAAAACAGCCUCAGUCAGUUCCUCCAGAAGGUAUUCCAGAAGAAGACACAAAAGAUGGAUAGAUGAGCAAAGUUAACCAGGUCACUCAGUCAAAUAGAAUAGAAUAACGUUCUCAAACAAAAGACUUACAGAGAGACAUAAGGAGAGCAACUUGCUAUCUAGCUAGAUGCGUUUAUGGAAGUGCAGAGAUGGAGGAGAAGUGAGCCAGGAGACGAGGCUGGAAGGUGAAGCAGACCUCACAGAACCAGUCAAUGCCUACAAAAGUUGACGGACUGGACAAAGCUUCUAUAGCAAACUCAGAUGGCCCCACAGCAGGUUCCCAAACACCUCCCUUCAAAAGAAAGGGGAAACUAUCCACCAUUGGUAAAAUCUUUAAGCCUUGGAAAUGGAGGAAAAAGAAGACCAGUGACAAAUUUAGAGAAACCUCAGCAGUAUUAGAAAGGAAGAUAUCCACACGACAAAGUAGAGAGGAGCUGAUAAGAAGGGGAGUGCUUAAGGAAUUGCCUGAUCAAGAUGGAGAUGUAACAGUUAACUUUGAAAAUUCAAACGGGCACAUGAUACCCAUCGGAGAGGAAUCUACCCGAGAGGAAAAUGUAGUAAAGUCUGAAGAAGGUAAUGGCUCUGUAUCUGAAAAAACACCACCUCUGGAGGAACAGGCAGAAGAUAAGAAAGAGAACACUGAAAACCACUCUGAAACACCGGCAGCUCCUGCUCUACCUCCUUCUGCUCCUCCUAAGCCUAGACCCAAACCUAAACCCAAAAAAUCACCUGUGCCUCCGAAAGGGGCCACUGCUGGGGCCAGCCACAAAGGUGAUGAAGUGCCUCCCAUUAAAAAAAAUACCAAGGCUCCUGGUAAGCAGGCCCCCAUCCCUCCACCCAAGCCAACAAGCCGAAACACGACCCGAGAGGCUGCUGGCUCCUCUCAUUCAAAAAAAACAACUGGCUCUAAAGCAUCAGGUUCGCCAUCCACUUCAUCCACCUCAUCUCGUCCCAAAGCUUCAAAGGAGACAGUUUCUAGCAAAGCAGGGACAGUGGGGACCACCAAGGGCAAGAAAAAAACUGGCAAGCAGCCAAUGACUUCUCGCCUGUCCUCAGACACAACCACUUCUGGCACAUCCGACCUUAAAGGAGAGCCUUCAGAGACCAGAGUGGAGAGUUUCAAACUCGAACAGACUGUCCCUGGAGCUGAGGAGCAGAGCACAGGCAAAUCCAAGUCCAUGGUCCCUCCACCCCCUGUGGCUCCAGCACCUUCUCCUCCGGCCCCCCCUCUCCCUCUUGAGGAUCAGUGCAUUACUGCCUCAGACACUCCAGUUGUCCUCAUCAGCGUUGGAGCUGACCUGCCCGUCUCUGCCUUAGACCCAAGUCAGCUUCUUUGGGCUGAAGAGCCGACGAACAGAACCACUCUCUACUCAGGCACUGGCUUAAGUGUUAACAGAGAAAAUGCAAAAUGUUUCACAACCAAAGAGGAGCUGGGGAAGACAGUGCCUCAGCUACUGACUCCUGGGCUGAUGGGCGAAUCUUCAGAAUCCUUUAGUGCCUCAGAAGAUGAAGGCCACAGGGAAUACCAAGCCAAUGACUCUGACUCGGACGGGCCUAUCUUGUACACCGAUGAUGAGGACGAAGACGAAGAUGAGGAUGGCAGUGGAGAAAGUGCUUUGGCAAGUAAAAUACGCCGGAGGGAUACUCUUGCUAUCAAACUUGGCAACAGACCAUCUAAGAAAGAACUAGAGGACAAAAACAUCUUGCAGCGUACAUCUGAAGAAGAGAGGCAGGAAAUCCGACAACAAAUUGGAACCAAGUUAGUCAGGAGGCUGAGCCAGAGGCCCACAACUGAAGAAUUAGAGCAAAGAAACAUCCUAAAACAAAAGAAUGAAGAAGAGGAACAAGAAGCAAAAAUGGAACUUAAACGCAGACUCAGCAGAAAGCUCAGCCUGAGACCCACAGUGGCAGAGCUACAAGCUCGAAGGAUCCUGCGAUUUAACGAGUAUGUAGAAGUCACGGAUUCUCCUGACUAUGACCGCCGAGCAGACAAGCCCUGGGCCAGGUUAACACCUGCAGACAAGGCAGCAAUAAGGAAAGAACUAAAUGAAUUUAAAAGCACAGAAAUGGAAGUUCAUGAAGAGAGUCGACAGUUUACAAGGUUUCAUCGUCCAUAACGAAGAGUGAGACUAUUUGGAAACAGAGACUGAUCAUCUUUGGGGGAAGCCCUGCUUCCUGAAAACCUGAUAUUGCACUGGGAUUUGAAUGUGUGUGUUUCCGUUUAACUUGUGGUGAAGGAAGUGUGUGACUCAGCUUGGCUGGGAAGUGCUCCUCACCUGUGUGGCCCAGAUGGCUCCAACAAGCAAAAGGAAGGAUGCAGUGACUCUUGCUGCCCAGAAUGCACAGCGAUGGUAAGAGACACCGUGGAUAUUCUUCAUCAGAAGCUUUAAUCAAAGAAGAUGAGCAGAAGACAAUCGCUGGCUCCCUGUUACCAGAAAGCCAAAUUUUAUAAUGCGGGUGAAAGAAAAAUAUAGAUUAAAAUUGCUGGGCACUGAAAAGGGGUGGGAGUUGGAAAUCAGAAAGAAAGAGAAAUAGUUCAUUAUGUUAAUGAAGAAAAGAGAAAAUUGAAGCAUAAAUGUAUUUUUGAAGUAGUUAUUUGGUAGCUGAGAACUUAUUAAGGGAUUUAGGAAUUUAACCUCCCGAUGUGGAUUCCUCGAAGACUUGAUCGGAGAAUAUUCUUGUUUCACCAUUAUGUUGGUACAGUAUAGUACCAUUAUUUUAUGUUGUGCCAGUGAAUCCAGUUGCCAGAAAUAAGUCUGAAUGUUUUCAUGCAUCUUUUUCUUAAAUGCAAGAGCUUCUACUGACUCUUAACAAGCAUGCUUACCCAAAUUUUGUUGCAUGCUUUUAAGUAGCAUUAGCUAUGCACACUUGACAUUUUUAAAUAUCCCUUUCCUAGUGUACCAGCCUUCACAGGAUAAGAGGACUGGGAAUAAAGUCAGAUGUAAUGUGACCCUA
Molecule: messenger RNA, 3186 nt
Organism: Pan troglodytes (chimpanzee)
Lineage: Eukaryota; Metazoa; Chordata; Mammalia; Primates; Hominidae
Gene: PHACTR2
Product: phosphatase and actin regulator 2
Exons: 13
Coding region: 444-2348 (634 amino acids)
Biological process (GO): actin cytoskeleton organization
Molecular function (GO): actin binding
Source: RefSeq, a predicted model, not a curated record